UGGCGGCGUAUGUCCAUAUUUACGGUCAAAAGUAAAAACACACACAAAAAAACGGAAAUUCAAAUAUUUUUGUAAAAGGAAAAUAAUCAAUAGUUGAACAGGUAUUUGGUACUACGGAAGCCAGGCAGUGGUCUCCGACUGGGGUCAGCAGAACCCGGAAGUAACGGGUUCUCAACAAGGACGUGGUUACGUUACACGCAUUCUAGUGCCGAACUUGGCAUGGCCGGCCGGGUGGUGCUCGGCGCUCUCCGGACCCUGCGACCCAUGAAUCGGGUGUGGAGGAGUCCACCUGUUCGGGCUGUGCACCUCAGCCCCCCCAUGUGCGCGGGUCACAACAAGUGGUCCAAAGUGAAACACAUUAAAGGACCUAAAGAUGAGGCGAGGGGGCGUAUGAUUGCCAAGUUUGUCAUGAUGAUAAAGAUUGCUGUGAAAGAGGGUGGACCCAAUCCAGACAUGAACAUCAAUUUAGCCCAACUCCUGGAGCAGUGCAGAAACAAGAACAUACCAAAAGCAUCCAUCGAGACCGCAAUCAAGAAUGCGGAAAAGGCCAAGCCGGCGUCGCGGCACAUGUUUGAAGCUCGGGGACCUGGUGGAUGCCUUCUGCUCAUUGAAGUCCUGACCGAUAACAGCGGACGCAGCCAGCAGGACGUCCGGCGCGUCCUCAGUAAAAACGGGGGAAUGUUGUCAGAGGGCGCCCGCCAUAACUUCACCAGAAGGGGUGUGGUGGUCGUGCCGGGUCAGAGCGUCACAUCUGAGCGAGCGCUGGAGCUGGCCAUCGAGUCCGGAGCGGAGGACGUCGCGGAGACGGAGGAUGAGGACGACGAUGCGCCCCUCCUGCAGUUUAUUUGUGACAACGCGGACAUGUGGAAGGUACGGACAUCCCUGGAGCAGCUUGGGAUGAAGGUGACGUCGGCCGGCUCCGAGUUUGUCCCUCGCACCCUGCUGCCUCUGGACCAGGAGCAGCUGGAGUCGGCUUACGUGCUCAUCGAAGCCCUCAGUGACUGCCCGGACGUGCUUCGCAUCUGGGACAACAUCCAGGCUCAGAGCUGAGAAGAUUUCUGGACACUGUGGACACUUCUGGAUAUUGAUCGUGUGUAAUACCUGAAUACCAGUCGAACUGCAACCUUGAACAACUUUCUCUUGGAAAAGCUGCCAUCGUGACUCCUCGUGCGAGAACAUGAACAACACACAGAUCAUGUAUGAACCUGCAAGAACAUGUGAGCCACUGAGAACUAGAGUGGCCUAAUAGGGUUAGUCCAGUCUAGUUCUCAGUGGCUCAUUUGAUCCAGCUUAUCAUUUAACUCUGCGGGGGGGG
Phycodurus eques (leafy seadragon) is the source of this 1315-nucleotide messenger RNA. It is a transcript of the gene taco1, whose product is annotated as translational activator of cytochrome c oxidase 1. The record is from RefSeq and is a predicted model, not a curated record. The transcript is spliced from 6 exons. NCBI's taxonomy places the organism in Eukaryota, Metazoa, Chordata, Actinopteri, Syngnathiformes, Syngnathidae. Bases 220 to 1050 code for a protein of 276 amino acids. Gene Ontology annotation, cellular component: mitochondrion.